GUUGGAUAUAAAAUUGGCGUUGUCAAAAAACGAGUGUUCGAGGAGGUGGCCGUAUAUUGUAUUCGUAUUGUAUUGGAAAAGUGAACGGCUCAAGUCACCUCUAAAAUUGUUAAAUAACUCCGUUAAUUAUAUCUAGAAUAUAAUUCAAAAUGAAACUAAUUUAUCUCAUGUUAUUGGUCUUGCCUGCGGCGCUUCUUUGCUUUCAAAAUGGGAACACACUCCUAGCAAAAGCUGACGAGGAUGAACUAGAUGAUGUAGUGGACAUUGAGGGUGAAGAUAACCAGGUGGUGGGUGAAGAUGCGCUCGGCGAUGAAGAUGAUGACUCGGUCAAAUCAUCACAAGAUGUUGACACUACGAUAAUGUUCAUCAAACCUUUACCAAGUUAUGGUGAUGCAGUAUUUGACAUACAAGCCGGCUUCCCCGUAGAAUUCCUCGUCGGUUUCACCAACAAAGGCUCAGAAGAUUACAUUGUAGAGACCAUGGAGGCCUCAUUCAGAUACCCCAUGGACUACACAUACUACAUUCAGAACUUCACAGCGUUGCCGUACUAUAGAGAAGUGAAGCCAAAGCAAGAGGCUACGUUCGCUUAUUCCUUCAUCCCCAAUGAAGCAUUCGCUGGCAGGCCUUUUGGACUUAACAUUCAGUUGAACUACAGGGAUGCCAGUGGGAACUUUUAUCAGGAUGCUGUAUACAACCAGACCCUUAACAUCGUAGAAGUCUCAGAAGGUCUGGACGGAGAGACCUUCUUCCUAUACGUGUUCCUGGGAGCAGCGUGCGUGUUGGCGCUAGUGUUGGGCCAACAAGCGCUGUCGUCGCUCGCGCGGCGCCGCUCGCCUCGCUCCGCGCCCAAACCUCUUGAGACUGGAACGGCCAGCGAUGUAGACUAUGACUGGCUACCCAAGGAAGUCGUUAACCAGCUCAAAAAGUCGCCCAAAACGCCCAAGCAGUCGCCGCGCCUGAGGAAGGCGAAAAGAUCUGCGGGCGCGGACGAUUAAUUAUAGCAUCGAAUUAUUAGCGUAGGAACACCAAGCAAUGCCUAACCUAGGCUAUGAGUGAUCCUUGACAACUGGAAUAGGACUAGCUCACUCAUUCUUGUGACAUUUUAGCCCUAAGCGAGCCUAAGGCCGUGUCCCCAUUAGGCAAACAGACUCUGAGCGGCGUACCUGUCGCUAACUCUAUGUCAGUUUGAGUACAACUAUUCUCAUACCUCCAAUUUGCACUUAGCCAAUGUGGGUAGACUAUGGCCAAACCCUUCAGUGGUGAGCCGGUGAAGGGUUGAUCAUGAUGGUGAUGAUGAUGAUGAUUCUCAUACCUAUCUAUAUAAUUAUAUUAUUGUAUACUUUUUGCUUCACUGCAAAUUAGCCGCUCGCUGAAUGAGUCGGCAAGUGAAACGCCAUAAACCGCGUACAUUACGCUCUGAAUGGCCACUCCAUUUAAAAAUUAUAGGAAGGCAAACUAAACAAACCACUCACUGUUCGUCUAGUGGGGACAAGGCCUCAAUUGUUAGGGCCGCCUUUACCAUAACCUUACAGUUACACAAGCCAAACGCCCCAAAAUAUGACAUUCUUCUGUAAAAUUAUAAAAAAAAAUUGUUCUCUGUUCUUUGAUUUAUUUUCUAUCUCGUAUUUUCAUAUUAAUUUAUAUGUGCUGUUUACUAAAUUUAAUAAUAAAUAAUGCUGACUGCGCACGCGAUGUUUAUCAAUUUAAUAUAUUUUCAUAGUUAGCUCGAAUAAGCUAACAAAAAAAUUUACCAUUAUUUUUAUAUUUUUCUUACUUUGAAUCUAUAAAGUUAUUUAAGUGCCCACUAAGUAGGCAUUCAAAAGACUCAAUAGGCUAAUGAUAUCAUUCUCCUAUUCCUAUUUCAAAUUGUUAUAAAGUGAAAAACUGUGUUUUUAGUUGCUGAAAGUUGUGAGUAAAUUAUGGAACAAAAUGUGUGGAUAACUUUGUAAUGAUGUGUGAAUUAUGUGGAGACAUUAUUUAAUUAAAAAUGUUACAUUUUUA
Maniola jurtina (meadow brown) is the source of this 2001-nucleotide messenger RNA. Its product is annotated as translocon-associated protein subunit alpha. Bases 150 to 995 code for a protein of 281 amino acids. Gene Ontology annotation, cellular component: endoplasmic reticulum membrane; endoplasmic reticulum. The transcript is spliced from 5 exons. NCBI's taxonomy places the organism in Eukaryota, Metazoa, Arthropoda, Insecta, Lepidoptera, Nymphalidae. The record is from RefSeq and is a predicted model, not a curated record.